This is a messenger RNA of Penicillium alfredii, 1485 nucleotides long. RefSeq lists its product as uncharacterized. The transcript has 4 exons. The coding region runs from base 1 to 1485 and encodes 494 amino acids. The record is from RefSeq and is a predicted model, not a curated record. NCBI's taxonomy places the organism in Eukaryota, Fungi, Ascomycota, Eurotiomycetes, Eurotiales, Aspergillaceae.
AUGCAUCCCAUCUCUCUCCUAUAUACAGCCCUGCUACUACUAGUAACUACAACUACCGCUGCCACUUUCCCCGCCAUCAACCUCGACACUGCCACCCACCGCCCAACCUCCACCAACACGACCGUCUCAGGCCUCACCAUCACCCUCUACAACAACAUCCGCUUCGCCCAACCCCCGACAGGUCCCCGCCGCUUCCGCAAGCCGCAGACCCCGCCGCCUCACCAGUCCGGCAUCCAGGAUGGCCGCCACCGCCUCUUCUCGUCGGACUGCGUCAGCACGGCUCCCGCGUCGGUCCCGUUCCCGGAACUCAACGGCACCACCUGGGGACAGGAGGACUGUCUCUUUUUGAAUGUGUGGGUGCCCGAGGGCGUGCGGCCCGGUGAUGGCGUGCCGGUGGUGCAUUGGCUGUAUGGCAGUGCAAUGGGUUUGUAUGGCUGGGCAUCUUCGACUCACGAAGAUAUGGAUGCCAAUGUGGGAUUGCAUGAUGGCCUGGCGGCUCUGCGCUGGACUCGCAAGUAUAUCUCGCGCUUUGGCGGGAAUCCAGAUGAUAUUACGGCUAUGGGAGAGAGUGCUGGGGCGGCGAUGAUUACGCUGAUGCUGGUGGCCGAGGAGGGGAAGAUAUUUCUGCCGUUCCAGAAGGCAUUCAUCUCAUCUCCGGCCAUGCUGCCCCGGCGAAAUGUCACCACGAGGCGCGAGAACGUCUACAAGCAAGUCCUCAAGAGCGCCAACUGCACCUCGCUCGACUGCCUCCGCCACACCUCGCCCCGCACACUGGCAGCUGCUAACAAACAUCUGCUGAGUGACAUGCCUAGUGGCAGUGGCGGCGGGACAUUCGGCCCGGGCAUCGGGCUGGGACCAUUCCCAGAUGGCGAGUACAUCACGGACGCAAGCAUGGUUUUGUUUCGGCACGGCAAAUUCAACCCACAGGUUCGGGCAGUGAUUGUCGGGAACACGGCCGACGAGGGACUGGCCACGACGCCCGACAUCAGAUCGCCGGCUGAGUUUGCCAAGCUCGUGCGCAUGGCCCUCCCCGGAGCUAAUGACUCGAGCGUGCAGACGAUCCGGGAGAUGUACCCGUAUCCAGAUUCGUGGAUCGAUCGCGUUGCUCAGGACUGGACGACGGAUAGUACGCAUGCGUGCAAUGCGCGGGCCAUUGCCCGGGCCUACGCGGAGAAGGCACAGCGAUAUGUGUUUUCGGUUCCUCCGGCGACUCAUUUUCUGGAUAUCAAUUACUUUUUCUUCAAGGACAAUACCUCGACCCCGGUGGUCAAUGUCUCCCUGGCCCAUCAAUUCCAGUCAGAACUACUAUCGUUCCUGCAUCAGCCGGCGGGUAAAGGGAGUGCAAAGUGGCCACUGUAUGGGGACACAGCGAAAACUGCGAAUGUCACAGCAAAUGGACUGCCAACAACCAAGGAUCCUUGGGCCACCCGCCCAAAAUGCGAGAAAAUCCUGCGGAUAAUCGAAGACACAGCCACCGGGGCGUGA